Molecule: messenger RNA, 279 nt
Organism: Clunio marinus
Lineage: Eukaryota; Metazoa; Arthropoda; Insecta; Diptera; Chironomidae
Source: the annotation of a GenBank genome assembly
AUGAGAUUAAAGGAAAUUGCAAUAAAAAGUUUUUCUCAUUUCAUUCUAUUACUGCAUUUACUGCUGGAAAAUGAUCGAAAGUGGGAAAAAAAAGUCGGGGAUGCUAAUGGUUUUAUGAACUUCAUUGAUGGGGACGGUUCUGUGACUCAGCUGAAAUUGAAGUUUGUUGCUAAUGAAUAUUUUCAUGAAGUGCAUGAAAAAUGUUCUGAUGUUGAACGAAUCAGUAAAAGAAAUUCACUUCUCAUUGCUGCUUAUCUUGGAAAACAAGCAAAUUCUUAA